Molecule: messenger RNA, 1092 nt
Organism: Fulvia fulva
Lineage: Eukaryota; Fungi; Ascomycota; Dothideomycetes; Mycosphaerellales; Mycosphaerellaceae
Exons: 2
Coding region: 1-1092 (363 amino acids)
Source: RefSeq, a predicted model, not a curated record
AUGGCGAUUCAAUCCACAGAAGUGCUGAUCUCCUCCAACGGCAUCGCUGAAGACAUUGCAUUCUGGACUUCGGACGAACUUGGCUUUCGCAUGGACCAGAUCUACCCUGCCGAUGAUCCAGCAGUCGCAACCUUAUCAGGUCAUGGCUUGCGCCUGCGGCUCGACAAAGCUGCUACGACCCAUCCCGGCACGAUACGUCUGCUAUGCGACCAUGUGCCACCGGAGAGGAAGACUUUGACCUCUCCAUCAGGAACAACAGUCGACUUCGUCUCCGCCGACAUUGAAUUCCCCCAGCCCCCAACCCAGCAUGCCUUCCGGGUCGGCCAUCUUGCCGAUGAUGCACCGUGGAUCGUAGGACGUGCUGGCAUGCAAUACCGCGAUCUCAUCCCUUCGCGACUCGGCGGAGCCAUAAUCGCCUCCCAUAUCCGCAUCCCAGACGCCGGACCUGUCCCAGACAACGUCCACUACCAUGCGAUCGGCUUCCAGCUGAUAUACUGCUACUCGGGGUGGGUACGUUUGGUGUACGAGGAUCAAGGACUACCUUUCAUACUUCAUGCAGGUGAUUGCGUCAUCCAGCCGCCCAGGAUUAGACAUCGAGUGCUGGAGUCCAGCGCGAAUUUGGAGGUCAUUGAGAUCGGUGUGCCUGCCGAGCACAUCACGACUCUGGACUGGGACAUGGAGCUGCCCACGCCGACGAGGAGACCCGAGCGCGAGUGGGACGGGCAGCGGUUCGUGCAUAGCCUGGCGAAGGAUGCCAUGUGGAAAUCGUGGCGUAUACCCGGCUUUGAGGCACGAGAUACUGGUAUUGCUGCAGGUACACAGGGUGUUGCAAGUGUCUGCGUAGUCAGACCUGAUAAAGGGUCUACGGACGCGAACGUAGUAACAACCCAUGACUCGGACAUCUUGUUCACCUUUGUCCUGACUGGUUCCUGCUCGCUACGCGGAGUUGGCUACGGCGAUCAUACUCUGCAAGCAGGCGACGCGUACACAGUACCACCCGGAGUUGAGACUAGCCUUGAUGCGCUAUCGGCUGAUUUGACUUUGCUUGAGGUUGCUCUGCCGGGAGAUUUCGUGACUACUGUACGAUCUUGA